Molecule: messenger RNA, 345 nt
Organism: Sphaeroforma arctica JP610
Lineage: Eukaryota; Ichthyosporea; Ichthyophonida
Exons: 2
Coding region: 1-345 (114 amino acids)
Source: RefSeq, a predicted model, not a curated record
AUGUCCUUGAACAUGCCCACAUACCCUUGCAGAUACGAGGCCCCCUUUGGAGUGUAUCAUGAGAAGGUGCAGACGUCUAAGGUGUUUCUCCGUGAUCUGACAAUGGUCAAUGCGUUUGCAUUGCUGCUCUUUGGCGGAGGUGUGGUGGUGGAGCAUGCCACCAACAGAGUGGUUAUUGACGACUGGAUUGUGCUGGAUGUGCCGGCGCGUGUGGGAGUGUUGUUCAGUGAGUUGCGAAGACGCCUAGAUGCGAGUCUUAAGAACAAGCUCAGAGACCCUCGGGUGGAUAUAGCACGCUCCGAUGUGGUGCAGGCUAUGACUAUGGUGCUACAGGACACGGCAUAG